Bombus terrestris (buff-tailed bumblebee) is the source of this 2641-nucleotide messenger RNA. Its product is annotated as regulator of microtubule dynamics protein 1-like. The transcript has 6 exons. The coding region runs from base 1082 to 1819 and encodes 245 amino acids. Gene Ontology annotation, cellular component: cytoplasm; spindle microtubule; mitotic spindle pole. Gene Ontology annotation, molecular function: microtubule binding. The record is from RefSeq and is a predicted model, not a curated record. Lineage: Eukaryota; Metazoa; Arthropoda; Insecta; Hymenoptera; Apidae.
GUCAUCGUAUUUACGUAAUAUUAUUGUAUACCGUUUACAAUAUUAUUUUUUUAGAUCUAACUUUUCAAUACAGUAUAUACAUUUUGCCCUAUAUUUUUGCAAUUUAAUUCUAUAUUGCUUAUUUAAUGAAAAAUAACUUUUUUGAUAAAUCGCUUUUCGUUCUUCGCAUUUAAUCUAGAAUAAACUAGAAGAGAGAAGCAUAUAGUAAUAAGUUAUUAUUUAUAUUGCUACUGCUUCACUAUUUCUUAUUAUUGCAGGAGUUAUUUCAGGGUCAUGUGAGAUUAAAAAAUAUGCCUGUGAUUACGCUAAAGCUUCACUGAUAAUGGUUAUGUACUCUUAUUUGCAACUCAUAAUGAUUCUAGCUGAAGUAGAGCAUUCAGUUGGAUUCUCUUAGUGAAAGGUACAAAAUUUAGGUGCUGGUUCCAAGGAAUAUAGACAUGGAUUACUAUGUGGGUGUUGAUGUAGGAACAGGAAGUGCUCGAGCUGCUCUAGUGUCUUCCACAGGAAAGAUACUGAAAAUGACGACAUGCCCACUUGAAAUUUUCCACCCCGCUCCUAAUUUUUAUGAACAAUCAUCUGAUAAUAUUUGGAGUGCAGUUUGCCAUGUAGUAAAGUCAGUUGUAGCUGAUAUCUCUGCAGAAUAUGUACGGGGUAUUGGCUUUGCUGCUACUUGUUCAUUGGUAGCAAUUGACAAAACAGGAUCACCAGUCACAGUUAGUCCAACAGGUGAAGAUAAACAGAAUGUUAUAUUAUGGAUGGACCAUAGAGCACAGAAAGAAGCUGAUUUUAUAAAUGAACAGAAUCACGAGAUGCUUCAGUAUGUAGGUGGGAAAGUAUCGUUAGAGAUGCAAACACCCAAAAUGUUGUGGCUCAAAAAUAAUCUACCUUCAUCUUGGAACCGCGCAGCACUGCUAUUUGAUCUGCCUGAUUUCUUAACCUGGAAAGCUACAGAUUCUGAAUCAAGAUCUCUAUGCUCUUUGUGGAACUAUAGCGCAAAAAUUAUUCAAUUAGUUUUCGUUAUUAGAGCAGCAAUCAGUACACGUUAACAACAAAAUUAUGUACCAUAUCGUCGUUCACUGCUAUGGGUAUUUGGGGUCUUACAAAAAAGAAGGGUGAUAAUGAAACAAUCAUAACUACAAAAGAAGUUCUAAUAGCAAAAGCCGAUGCAUUAUACGAGCAAGAACAAUACCAGGAAAUACAUGACCUUCUAAUAAAUUAUAAAGAUAGCGGUGAUAUUGAAAUUAUAUGGCGUUUGUGUAGAGCAAUGUAUAAAUUGUCUAAAAUUGUGAGCGAAGUAGAUGGAAAGAAAUUAAUUUUCGAAGCUUAUGAUUUAAUACUCAAGGCACUUGAAAUAAAAGAGGAUAAUUGGGCUGCACACAAAUGGGCAUCGAUUCUUCUUAAUUCUAAGACUCUUUAUGAAGGAGUAAAAGCACAAAUAAAAGAGUCAUAUAAUAUUAAGAAACAUAUGCUGAGAGCAAUGGAACUAAAUCCAAAAGAACCGACACUUAUGUACAUGCUUGGUACUUGGUGCUAUCAAGUUGCCGAUUUAACAUGGUAUCAAAGAAAAAUUGCAUCUGUAAUAUUCGGAGAACCACCAUCUUCAUCAUUCGAAGAAGCUCUAAAAUACUUUGAAACCGCAGAGGAAAUUGAUCCCAAUUUCUACAGUCAAAAUUUAUUAAUGUUGGGCAAAACCUACUUAAAAUUAAAUCUAAAAGAGCUAGCUAUGAAAUAUUUAAAAAUGGCCCUUGAAUAUCCUGCAAAGAACGAAGAUGAUCGAGAUGCUAAACAGGAAGCACAAAAGUUGUUAAAGAAAUUUUAACAAACUCGACAGAAAUUAUAAUCUAUUAUAUGAUAAAUUGGAAUUGAAGGGAUAAAGUAAAUUUAGAGUCAAUCUUUUCAGUAGAAGUAUAAAAUUUAUUUACUAUAAAGUGCAAUAGUACAUAUGUGCGAUGAGCUUUUUAUACAUAACAUCUAAGAUAUUAAUCACUAUUUGAAGAUUUCAAACUACUAUAAACAUGUAUAUUUUAUAAAAUGUUUCAUAUUAAAUAUUUUAUACAAUCUUUAAUAAUAUGUAAGAAAGUAAGUUAAAUAAUUAAUUUCUAAGUCGAAUUAAUUUAUCGGUCAGGAGAGUCUUCAACUUCAUUCAUCUCGUUGCGAAUGGCGUCAAGUGCUUUUUGUUGCAAAUUGGAGAGCAUCCGGAGAUAUUGACGUGCUUCAGGACCGCCCAUGUUCAUUCCUUGUGUUCCCAUCAAAUGGCAUAAAAGGAGAAGAUGCAGGGCAAAUUGUGUACGGAAUUCACCACACGGGCAACUAUAGUUUACUACAACGUAAUCCGGUGGUAGUUGGUCUUCCGGAGGUGAUGGUACGACAUGCAAAUGGUUAUAUCCAAGUCGGCACUGCUCCAUCGUUUUGUUAUAAGGCACAAUCUGGAAAAAUAAAAUUCACAAAUUGUUUAAGAAAUCGGUGGAAGAAACGAUUUGAAGGAAAUAAAAUACUUACUGCUCCAAGUGUGACGAAGAUGUAUAAGGAUGUUUCCAAAUGGGAAGGAUUCUCGAACGUGAAGAACUUUCGAACUCGAAGUACUUCCAGAAAUGUAGAAUUUUAAAAAUUGCAAAAUUAAAGCUCUCUCAGAACUUUCAAA